Messenger RNA from Culex pipiens pallens (northern house mosquito), 824 nucleotides. RefSeq names its product farnesol dehydrogenase-like. The record is from RefSeq and is a predicted model, not a curated record. NCBI's taxonomy places the organism in Eukaryota, Metazoa, Arthropoda, Insecta, Diptera, Culicidae. Gene Ontology annotation, molecular function: oxidoreductase activity. Bases 47 to 790 code for a protein of 247 amino acids. The transcript has 2 exons.
ACCUCAAUCAUUCGUCGCUGAAGUUGUACGAUAUUGUCUCCAAAGUAUGGAUCGCUGGGCAGGUAAAGUGGCCGUUGUAACGGGUGCAAGUUCCGGAAUCGGUGCCGCCAUCGUAAAGUCCCUGGCCAACGCCGGUAUGGUCGUGGUUGGGCUGGCACGUCGCGUUGAACGCGUGGAGGCGUUGAGGGAUGGGCUGAAGGACCAAGCCACCAGGAAGCGUCUGCACGCGGUCAAGUGCGAUGUUUCCAAGGAGGAGGACAUUCUUCGGGCGUUUCGCUGGGUUGAGGAGAAAUUUGGUGGGGUGGACGUUCUGGUGAACAAUGCUGGAGUUCUGAGGGAUGCCAAGUUGGUCGCUCCGGGAAAUACUGGUGAUUUGCGGGAGGUGAUCGAUACCAACGUGAUGGGGCUUGUUCUGUGUAGUCGCGAGGCGUUCCAGUCAAUGAAGAAACGGUCCGUUGAUGGUCACAUCGUGCACAUCAACAGCGUGGUGGGUCAUUACAUACCGAAUCUUCCGGUGUUGAGUAUCUACCCGGCUUCAAAGUAUGCCGUUACGGCCCUUACGGAAACGAUGCGGCGAGAGUUUUUGGCAGAGGGAACCAAAAUUAAGGUCACGAGCAUCAGUCCCGGUGUGGUGAAAACGGAUAUGGUGCCAAACGAAAUGCAAAAAGACCAAGAUUUGCCAAUGCUGGAGGCUGAGGAUAUCGCGGCAGCUGUAGUGUACGCCGUUGGCACUCCACCCCGGGUACAGAUUCACGAGCUGACCAUCAGACCCGUUGGAGAAAAUUUCUAAAUUGGUUUAUUAAAAAUAUACAUAUUUCAACGUA